This is a messenger RNA of Cryptomeria japonica (Japanese cedar), 981 nucleotides long. Its product is annotated as 2-oxoglutarate-dependent dioxygenase DAO-like. The transcript has 3 exons. Lineage: Eukaryota; Viridiplantae; Streptophyta; Pinopsida; Cupressales; Cupressaceae. The record is from RefSeq and is a predicted model, not a curated record. Bases 1 to 981 code for a protein of 326 amino acids. Gene Ontology annotation, molecular function: dioxygenase activity.
AUGGCUUCCUCGCUUGAAAAUGAGGUCCAUCUCCCUCUUAUUGACAUUUCUGAAUUUCAGUUGGAGUUAGAAAGAGGAGGACCAAACAAUCUACAAAACCAUUACAGCGUCGCAAGCGUUAGAGAAGCUUGCAAAGAAUGGGGAAUUUUCCGCCUUGUAAACCACAGCAUUCCACAAAAUCUGCUACAACAGAUUGAAUCUGUUUCUCAUCAAUUCUUUUCCGUGCCAGCAGAAACUAAAGAAAGGGCCGCUGCAUGCAACACAAACAAUGGAUAUACUAAGUUUGCAACGAACGAGAUAGUUUGCUUCAGUGACUUACCCAACUCGAAUUCAGUGCCGGGGGUCUGUGAAAGGAUAUGGCCACUUCCGGAUGAGGAAACGGCAACAACAUGCCGCGAGACAGUUGGAACAUAUGCCUCAGCGCUGUUAGAUCUCGCCCAAACAACCACCAAAAUCAUUCUUGCAAGCUUGGGUUUGGACGUGGACACGUUCUACCAUUCCGAUUUUGAGAAAAACACAGGUAACCUUGUUCUAAACCACUAUUCAUGUGAUGGAAGAAUAUCUCUAGAGGAGGCAGCUAUGGUGCCUCAUACAGAUCCGUGUUGUUUUACAAUCCUUUACCAAGCCAAUCAAGGGGGUCUACAGAUUAGAUCCAAGGAAGGGAAGUGGUUGAAUGUGAAGCCUCUGCCCAAUUCAUUUGUUGUCUUUAUAGCUGACUCCCUUAAGGUAUGGACAAAUGGAAUCUAUUGUAGUGCGGAUCAUCGAGUUGUUUACAGUGGAUGGAAAGAUCGAAUAUCGGUGGCCCUCUUAAUUUACUUUCCUCAUGAGAAGGAAAUAUGGGCUCCAGGGGAGCUUGUGGAUGGCGAUCAGAAGCGGCUGUACAGACCUUUCACUUUUACCCAGAUGCUAGAGGAAUUUGUGAAGAGUUGGGCGUCUACCGAACAAAAAUCUACUUUCAUUGAUCGAUUUGCUGGUUUGUAG